Molecule: messenger RNA, 1182 nt
Organism: Ilex paraguariensis (yerba mate)
Lineage: Eukaryota; Viridiplantae; Streptophyta; Magnoliopsida; Aquifoliales; Aquifoliaceae
Source: the annotation of a GenBank genome assembly
AUGAUCCCAUACUUAGAACUCUCCAAGGUCAUAGCCCAAAAGGGUCACAGAGUCUCAUUCAUAGCCACCCCUAGAAACAUCCAUCGCCUUCCUAAACUACCUCAGGACCUCGCACCUCUCAUAAACCUAGUGAAAGUCACACUAAAAAGCGUCGAUGAGCUUCCAAAAAAUGCAGAGGCCACCAUGGACGUCCGUACGGAAGCUAUACCCUACCUAAAGAAGGCCUUCGACGGUCUGAAACCUGAGUUGACUCGGUUCUUGCAAAACUCAGCGGCGGACUGGGUUAUUUAUGAUUUUGCAACCCAUUGGUUACCCCCAGUGGCAGCUAAACUUGGCAUCACAUGCGCCCACUUCUCCAUCUUCAAUGCAUGUAUCUUGGGCUUCGCAGGAUCAUCGGAGGCCAUGAUCAAUGGAUCCGAUGAACGGACUAAACCGGAAGAUUUGAUUGUCCCACCCAAGUGGGUUUCCUUUCCUACAAGUGUAGCUUGUCGGCGCUACGAGGUAGUUUUCGACUCCGACGUAGUUUUUAUACGGCAAAGUAACGAAUUUGAACUAGAAUGGUUGAACCUCCUCAAAGAGCUUCACCAGAAGCCUGUGAUUCCAGUAGGGUUAAUGCCACCCUCUACAAAAGACACCGGAGAUGAAAGCAAUGAGACAUGGCUCGCUAUCAAAGAAUGGCUUGAUAGCCAAAACAAAGGGUCUGUGGUAUAUGUGGCAUUGGGGAGCGAAGUGACACUGAGUCAAGCAGAAUUCUGUGAGUUGGCUCUUGGGUUGGAACAAUCGGGUCUGCCCUUUUUUUGGGUUCUAAGGAAGCCACCUGCUUCUAAAGAAUCUGAUUUGAUUGAUCUGCCAGAUGGGUUUGAACAGCGAACCAAAUGUCAGGGAGUUGUAUGCAAGGCUUGGGCUCCUCAACUUAAGAUAUUGGGUCAUGAUUCGGUGGACCAAGGGUUGAAUGCUAGGGUCCUGGUAGACAAGGAGCUGGGUGUAGAAGUACAAAGAGAUGAACGAGAUGGGUCCAACACAAAGAACUCGGUUGUUGAGUCAAUAAGGUUGGUAAUGGUUGAUAUCGAGGGAAAACAUUAUAGGGCCAAAACAAAAGAAAUGAGUGCAAUAUUUGCAGACAAGGAUCGACAGGGCCGUUAUUCAGACCAGUUUGUUGGCUAUCUUGAAAGAGUAAUGUAA